GUUCUACCUGAUCGCCGGUGGCAUCCCCCUCAUCAUCUGUGGGAUCACAGCAGCUGUCAACAUCCAAAACUACCACGACAACAACCCCUACUGCUGGCUGGUGUGGCGGCCCAGCCUGGGCGCCUUCUACGUCCCCGUGGCCUUCAUCCUGCUCGUCACCUGGAUUUAUUUCCUCUGUGCCGGGCUCAGCCUCCAGUGCCGCCCCUCGCACCAGAAGGACAUCCCGGAGCCGCUGGAGCCCCCGCCGCGAUUGGGGGCCACCGGUGACCUCCUGACAGACUCUGGCUCCAUCUCGGUGACGCUGAACUCGGGGCCUCCCUGCCCUGAGGGGGACGGUGUUUACUCCCUGCGGGUGCAGUUCUGGGCUCUGGUGGCCACCCACGCCCUGUACGUGGCCCUGUGGACGUUCGGCGCCAUGGCCGUGUCCCAGCGNUGGGAAGCUGAGAACCACAACGGCGGCCUCAAGGGCAGCAAGUACGACAUCAACCUGGCCAGCGCCGACAGCGUGGCCGGCAUGAAGACCGGCCUGUGGAAGAGCGAGACCACCGUGUGA
Messenger RNA from Zonotrichia albicollis (white-throated sparrow), 553 nucleotides. Lineage: Eukaryota; Metazoa; Chordata; Aves; Passeriformes; Passerellidae. The record is from RefSeq and is a predicted model, not a curated record.